CAGUUCAGUGUGGUUUUGGUCUAAACAAACAGUCUUCAUACUACGUGAUAAGAUUGAGUAUAAUAACCGAAUGAAGAUAUUACAAUGUACGUGGAGUAUAACUAUCAUACUGUGUAUGUGCACUUGAAAACAAAAAACAAACUUAUCUGUAAGUCUGGAUUACUAUUAUAUUUAGUUUACCAAAGAACAAACCAGUCGUGCACGUGUUUUACAUUGAAUUAUGCAGUCUGUAACUCAUUGAAGUUGAACAGAGAUAAGACAAACGAAUACACAAAAUACGAUAAGUUUUUUGAAGAGAACAACGUCCAAUAGGAUUACGGCAGCUUACGUCAUAUGAUACCCCACGUGCUGAACUAUAAAGUAACUAAAACCUUCGUGUUUAGUUUGUCAUUACCUUAGAGAGUUCAAAAUGUUUACCGUACGAUCUGUAUCGGCUAUCACUAGAACUAUUAGUUCUUCGUUGUCGGGAGCUUUAAGAACUCCACUGAAUAGGUGCCUAGUAACCAAUAGGGAAAAGUUUAAAAUAAGCUAUAACUAUGGUCAUGGAGACAGAGUUCUUAUCGGAUCCACUAUUGGUCAAGCUCUAAACAAAGUAUCUGACGAAGUUGGCGACCAAUUAGCUUUUGUUUUCUGUCAUCAGAAUAUCCGUCGCACCUUUUUGGAAACUAAUCAAGAGAGUGAUCAGCUAGCAGCAAGUCUCUUAGAGCUUGGACUGAGACCUGGAGAACGUCUGGCAAUCUGGAGCUCCAACUGUUAUGAGUGGGUUCUAACUCAGCUGGCUGCAGCUAAAGCAGGACUAAUACUAGUCAAUAUCAACCCUGCCUUCAUGCCUUCUGAACUAGAAUACUGUUUAAACAAGACCUCUUGUAAUGCUCUUAUUGCUGCAGAAUCCUUCCGAAAACAAGACUACUUCCAAGAGUUGUGUUCUAUUGUACCAGAGAUCACAAUAUCCAAACCAGGCCAGAUUAAAAGUAGCAGGUAAUUUAAAUUACAAUAG
Messenger RNA from Limulus polyphemus (Atlantic horseshoe crab), 997 nucleotides. RefSeq names its product acyl-CoA synthetase family member 2, mitochondrial-like. NCBI's taxonomy places the organism in Eukaryota, Metazoa, Arthropoda, Merostomata, Xiphosura, Limulidae. The transcript has 5 exons. The record is from RefSeq and is a predicted model, not a curated record. The coding region runs from base 410 to 982 and encodes 190 amino acids. Gene Ontology annotation, biological process: fatty acid metabolic process. Gene Ontology annotation, molecular function: medium-chain fatty acid-CoA ligase activity.